Messenger RNA from Pteropus alecto (black flying fox), 4383 nucleotides. RefSeq names its product ATPase phospholipid transporting 10B (putative) (gene ATP10B). The coding region runs from base 1 to 4383 and encodes 1460 amino acids. NCBI's taxonomy places the organism in Eukaryota, Metazoa, Chordata, Mammalia, Chiroptera, Pteropodidae. The transcript has 22 exons. Gene Ontology annotation, biological process: phospholipid translocation. Gene Ontology annotation, molecular function: magnesium ion binding; ATP hydrolysis activity; ATPase-coupled intramembrane lipid carrier activity. Gene Ontology annotation, cellular component: plasma membrane. The record is from RefSeq and is a predicted model, not a curated record.
AUGGCCCUCUCAGUGGACUCCUCUUGGCAUCGGUGGCAGUGGCGACUCAGAGAUGGCCUCCUCCAGUCUCCGUCAGAAGCCACACCACUGCUGUCCCCAGAGAAGGGGGGACAGAGCUACAACCUGACGCAGCAGCGGGUCGUAUUCCCCAACAAUGUCCUGUUCCACCAAGACUGGGCCAAGGUCUCCAGGAGAUACUCCAGCAAUAGGAUCCGCACGACCAAAUAUACCCUCUUCACCUUCCUGCCCCAGAAUCUCUUGGAGCAGUUUCACAGAUGGGCUAACCUCUAUUUCCUGUUCCUGGUGAUUCUGAACUGGAUACCUGCCAUGGAAGUUUUCCACAGAGAAAUCACCAUGCUACCAUUGGCCAUUGUGCUGUUCAUCAUCAUGGUCAAGGACGGCAUGGAGGACUUCAAGAGACACCGCUUCGACAGAGAGAGAAACUGCUCCAACAUCCGGAUAUAUGAAAGAAAAGAGCAGAGCUAUGUGCAGAGGUGCUGGAAGGAUGUACGUGUGGGCGACUUCAUCCAAGUGCGAUGCAACGAGGUCAUCCCAGCAGACAUACUCCUCCUCUUUUCCUCGGACCCCAGCGGGAUCUGCCACCUGGAGACCGCCAAUUUGGAUGGAGAGACAAACCUCAAGCAAAGGCGUGUGGUGAGGGGCUUCUCUCAGCAGGAGGUGCAGUUCGAACCGGAACAUUUCCACAACACCAUCGUGUGUGAGAAACCCAACAACCACCUCAACAGAUUUAAGGGUUAUAUGGAGCACCCUGACCAGACCAGGACCGGCUUUGGCAGUGAGAGUCUUCUGCUUCGAGGCUGCACCAUCAGAAACACCGAGGUGGCUGCUGGCAUUGUCAUCUAUGCAGGCCACGAGACGAAAGCCAUGCUGAACAACAGCGGCCCCCGGUACAAACGCAGUAAGGUCGAGCGACGCAUGAACACGGACAUCUUCUUCUGCAUCGGCCUCCUCUUCCUCAUGUGCCUCAUCGGAGCUGUAGGUCACGGCCUCUGGAAUGGGACUUUUAGAGAACACCCUCCCUUCGACGUGCCAGAUGCCAAGGGCAGCUUCCUUCCCCUUGCCCUUGGGGGCUUCUACAUGUUCCUCACAAUGAUCAUCCUGCUCCAGGUGCUGAUCCCGAUCUCCCUGUACGUGUCCAUUGAGCUGGUGAAGCUCGGGCAGAUCUUCUUCCUGCACCAUGACCUCGACCUGUACGACGAAGAGACUGACUCAUCCAUCCAGUGUCGUGCCCUCAACAUCACAGAGGACCUGGGCCAGAUCCAGCACAUCUUCUCUGACAAGACGGGGACGCUGACCGAGAACAAGAUGGUGUUCCGGCGCUGCACCAUCAUGGGCCACGAGUAUCCUCACCAAGAAAAUGCCAAGCGACUGGAGACCCCAAAGGAGCUGGACGCUGACCACGAAGAGUGGACCCAGUACCGGUGCCUGUCCUUCCCAGCCAGAUGGGCCCAGGGCCCAGCAGAGACGAGAAGCCAAGGAGGGGUUCAGCCCCUGAAGAGGAGCCAGAGUGUCCAGGUCCCCAUCCAGCGUCACUCUCGACAAAGGUCCGUGGGGCGCUGGGAAAAUGCACAGUCCCCUGUGGCCUUCAGCAGCCCCAUAGAAAAAGAUGUGACUCCAGAUAAAAACCUACUGACCAAGGUGCGAGAUGCUGCCCUGUGGCUGGAGACUUUGCCAGACUCCAGACCCGCCAAGCCUUCCCUCUCCACCAGCUCCUACGUCGCUGACUUCUUCCUCGCCCUGACCAUCUGCAACUCCGUCAUGGUCUCCACAACCUCCGAGCCCAGGCAGAGGGUCACCAUGCCACCCUCCACCAAGGCUCUGGGAAUAUCCCUGGAGAAGAUUCAGCAGCUCUUCCAGAAGUUGAAGCUUUCGAGCCUCAGCCACUCAUUCUCAUCCACUGCGCCCUCUGACACCGACCUGGAGGAGAGUUUGGGGACCAAUGUGCCUACCACAGACUCGGAAGAAAGAGACGAUGCGUCCAUGUGCAGUGAAGGCUACUCCACCGACGGUGGCUCGAGGAGCAGCACGUGGGACCAGAGUGAUGCCCCGGCGUCUGGGUCGGGCGUGUCCUUGGAGGAGGUGCCAGAGGGCCCGGCCAGCCCCGAGCUCUGUUACGAGGCCGAGAGCCCUGACGAGGCUGCCCUGGUCCAUGCCGCCCGUGCCUACAGCGUCACGCUGGUGUCCCGGACGCCCAGUCAGGUGACUGUGCGCUUGCCCCAGGGCACCUGCCUCACCUUUGACGUCCUCUGCACCCUGGGCUUCGACUCCGUCAGGAAGAGAAUGUCCGUGGUCGUCAGGCACCCGCUCACCAGCGAGAUCAUUGUCUACACCAAGGGCGCCGACUCGGUGAUCAUGGACCUGCUGGGAGACCCGGCCUGUGAGACUGACAGUGCUGUGGAAAAGAGGAUGAGGAAGAUCCGAGCCUGGACUCAGAGGCAUCUGGACUUGUAUGCAAGAGACGGCUUGCGGACGCUGUGCAUCGCCAAGAAGGUUGUGAGUGAGGAGGACUUCCAGCGAUGGGCCAGUUUCCGGCGUGAGGCCGAGGCAUCCCUCGAGAACCGCGAUGAGCUUCUGAUGGAGACAGCACAAUGUCUGGAGAAUCAGCUCACCUUACUCGGAGCCACUGGAAUCGAAGACCGGCUGCAGGAAGGAGUUCCAGACACAGUCGCUGCUCUGCGGGAAGCUGGGAUCCAGCUCUGGGUGUUGACUGGAGAUAAGCAGGAGACAGCAGUCAACAUUGCCUAUUCCUGCAGACUGCUGGAUCAGACCAACACUGUCUAUUCCAUUAACACAGAAAGUCAGGAAACCUGCGCAUCCAUCCUCAACUGCGCACUGGAAGAGGUAAAGCAAUUUUAUGGCCCACGGGAGCCAGACCACAAGUUCUUUGGGUUCGGCCCGGCUUCUGAGAAACCUCCCUAUGCCUCAAGAGCUGCAGUUCCAGAAGUUGGAUUGGUCAUCGAUGGGAAGACUCUGAAUGCCAUUCUCCAGGGAAAGCUGGAGGAGAAAUUUCUGGAGUUAACUCAAUACUGCCGGUCUGUCCUGUGCUGCCGCUCCACCCCGCUCCAGAAGAGCAUGAUAGUCAAGCUGGUGCGAGACAAGUUGAGCGUCAUGACCCUCGCCAUAGGUGACGGAGCAAAUGACGUAAGCAUGAUUCAAGCUGCUGAUGUCGGGAUAGGAAUAUCGGGACAGGAGGGCAUGCAGGCCGUCAUGUCCAGCGACUUUGCCAUCUCCCGCUUCAGCCACCUCAAGAAACUGCUGCUCGUGCACGGCCACUGGUGCUACUCGCGGCUGGCCCGGAUGGUGGUGUACUACUUCUACAAGAACGUGUGCUACGUCAACCUGCUCUUCUGGUACCAGUUCUUCUGCGGCUUCUCGGGCUCCACCAUGAUCGAUUACUGGCAGAUGAUAUUCUUCAAUCUCUUCUUCACCUCCUUGCCUCCUCUCGUCUUCGGCGUCCUUGACAAGGACAUCUCUGCGGAAACACUCCUGGCAUUGCCUGAGCUGUACAAGAGCGGCCAGAACUCUGAGUGUUAUAACCCGUUGACUUUCUGGAUUUCCAUAGCGGAUGCGUUCUACCAGAGCCUCAUCUGUUUCUUUAUCCCUUACCUGACCUACAAGGACUCUGAUAUCGACGUCUUCACCUUCGGGACACCCAUCAACACCAUCUCCCUCGCCACUAUCCUCUUGCACCAGGCGAUGGAAAUGAAGACCUGGACCAUCAUCCACGGGCUGGUUCUCGCAGGCAGCUUCCUGAUGUACUUUGUGGUAACCCUAGUGUACAACGCCACCUGUGUCACCUGCAACAGUCCCGCCAACCCCUACUGGGUGAUGGAAGGCCAGCUUUCAGACCCCACUUUCUACCUCGUCUGCUUGCUCACACCAGUCGCGGCUCUUCUCCCAAGGUAUUUUUUCCUAUCUCUACAAGGAACUUAUGGGAAAUCUCUCAUCUCAAAAGCUCAGAAAAUUGACAAACUCCCCAUGGACAAAAGAGACCUGGAAAUCCAGAGCUGGAGAAGCAAACAGAUGGCUGCCCCUGUCCCUGGAGAGGCUCAGCCCACCCACCGCCCAGUGCCACCUGUCCCUGAACAGGACUUGAGAGCCGAUACCUCAAAGAGCUCCAGCUCUCCCGAGAAGACGUGCAAGGAGGACAGGGUGCUGCGUGGAGAGAGAAGCAGCAGAGACCACACGGGGGAUGACCCAUGCUCAGUGGACUCCUCGGCUAAACUCUCAUCUGGAGAUCACCUUCGUCUAGGGCCUAACAGCGCAAUGGCUUCCGGGGCGUCCUCCAGAGGACAGGCUGACAUCUGCAGACACUCGAUCAAGGGCAGCCACCUCCGAUCCCAGAGUUCACUGACCAUAUGA